Molecule: messenger RNA, 2213 nt
Organism: Spea bombifrons (plains spadefoot toad)
Lineage: Eukaryota; Metazoa; Chordata; Amphibia; Anura; Pelobatidae
Gene: ZUP1
Product: zinc finger containing ubiquitin peptidase 1
Exons: 10
Coding region: 197-2095 (632 amino acids)
Source: RefSeq, a predicted model, not a curated record
UAACGAGAAACGAAACAAAUCUAACCAAGACGGUGACAGGGAAGCAAAGCGAGGGUGUCGGCGAAAUAUCUCAUCUGUUUUAGGGAACUGUUGGACUGUGUGUGCAUUUGAUUUUUGGAGGUAUCCUUCAAAUAUUGAGAGCUGGUUUUAGCAUAAGCUUAUUUUUUGUCCAUGUUCUUCUUGUUAGAUCAGCAGCAUGCUGAUUUGUGACAUCUGUACUCAGGAAGUCUCCUCAGAGGAUGACAUGAAGAGCCAUAUGGCGCUAACCCAUUUGGACCAGGAAUUCAGCUGCCCUCUUUGCACAAUCGCAAGGCUGACUUAUGAUGAACUCAGCUUCCAUAUUCACGCUGCCCACAAUGACAUGCUAGAAGCUUGGAUUGAUCUUGAAAACCAGUGUGAAGUUGUCAGUCAUGUUGCUGAUGCCAUGGACAGUCCAUCGGCCAUGGACAGUCCAUCGGCCAUGGACAGUCCAUCGGCCAUGGACAGUCCAUCGGCCAUGGACAGUCCAUCGGCCAUGGACAGACCACCAAGGAUCCAUACAACUGAUCCUGUAGGUGAUAAGAGGUUGCCUAACUACACCAAACCAAGAGGAAACAGCCUUCAAGACAGCUCAGGAGCAGGACAUGUCCAAUCAGAGACACUUUUCUGUGAAGCUUCCUGUACUAACUCAUCAAAGCCCUCUACUUCAGUUGCUAAUGCUAAAACAGUGUGUUCAUCACCGGUCGUAUGCAUAGCUGGUUCUGAUUCAGAGACAGAAAUGAGUGAGGUAAACAGCGUUGAAGAUGAUUUAGUUGCUUCAGCUGCUCUUGCCAAAUGUGACAUGGAUGUUCCACCAGCGUGUCCAUUCUGCUUUGAAGUGAAAACUACAGUUGACGAGCUUGAAUUCCACGUAAGGACAGAACAUGCUGAUCUCCUAGAUACACCUACUAAAGAUGAUUGCCAACGAUAUGAAUGUCCAAUGUGUUCCCUGGUUUGCGCUAGCUCUGUUAUCCUUGAAGAACAUGUAAACCUUCAUUUGGAAGAGGAUGGCAUUCAUGAAGGGGCUGCAGCAAAAGUAUCUAGUGAUCUACAAUUGGCAAGGCAACUCCAGGAUGAGGAAGACCAACAUCGAAGAGCUAAAGAGAUGGAAGAAUUCAAGAAGCUGCAGAGACAAUUUGGCAUGGACAACUCUGGAGGAUAUAGAGAGCAGUCGCUGCAAAAUCUAGAAAAAGCUGUUGCAAGAGGAAGAAUGCAACCUAUGGAUUUUCACCUACACAAAGCGCAGAUGAUGGAAACUUUAGCUACGGGCAUAGAUGAUGGUAGAACAAAGACUUCAGGGGUUUUAGAAGUGCUACACAGGUAUUAUCACAGCUCAGCACCUGAAGUGAACAGGGUCUGGCUUUGUUCACAUUUGGACCAUUUCAGCAACUCUCUAGGAGACAAGGGAUGGGGUUGCGGCUUUCGGAAUUUCCAAAUGCUCCUUUCUUCUCUGAUGACAACUGACUCUUACAAAAACCAUUUACAAGGUUAUAGGUCAAUACCUUGUAUCCCAAGGAUUCAGCUUAUGAUUGAAGACUCCUGGAAGGAAGGCUUUGAUCCUCAUGGUGCCUCACAUUUUAAUGGCAAAUUGCAUGGCACCAAAGCUUGGAUUGGUGCGUGUGAAAUUUACUGCGUGCUGACAUCACUUCGACUAAAGUGUCGAAUUAUUGACUUCCAUAAGCCAAGUAGUCCAUCCGGAACACAUCCUCUUUUGUUCGACUGGGUUCUGAACUACUAUUCUUCUAAUGCCCCAAAUAGUGAUCGAGUGGUUUGUACCUCAAAGCCUGCCAUUUAUCUUCAGCAUCAAGGUCAUAGUCGUACCAUAGUUGGAAUAGAAGAGAGAAAAAAUAAGAGCUAUUGCCUGUUACUAUUUGAUCCUGGUUGUCCUCAUGAAAAUAUGUGCAAGCUUUUGAAGCACAAUAUGGAUAGUGCAGCUCUUAAACCACUUCGGAAAUUUCCAGGGAGCUUGAAACAUAAGCAAUACCAGAUAGUGGCCGUCGAAGGAGUUCUGUCUGCAGAAGAAAAAGCUGUUUGUCUCCAGAUGACGAAAACUUUCAAAGCAGAGAGAAUUCCAUAAAAGAAAAGCGUGACAACCUUAUGUCAUGAAAUUUUCUAUAGCGCAUCAUCAAAAUAUUUUUAACAUGAUUGACUGCUAUUUUUAUAUUAUGUAUAAAUAAAGAUAUUUUUAAUAUAAA